Aspergillus calidoustus is the source of this 4067-nucleotide messenger RNA. The record is from the annotation of a GenBank genome assembly. NCBI's taxonomy places the organism in Eukaryota, Fungi, Ascomycota, Eurotiomycetes, Eurotiales, Aspergillaceae.
ACCAACUCCUCUCCAAAUUCCAACCGUUGGCCUUUGCAACAAUGUGGUAUAAAUACUAGGCUAUAUUUAUUGUUUUAUAUAUGAUGUUCUGCGCCGCGAAUACAUUCUCAUGGACUCAAAUGAAAGUCAUCCAAACAAACGACGAUGUGUCAAAGAACGCGUCCGUGUUCGCGUCACCCGUGCCUGCGACAACUGUAAAAAGAAGAAGCUACGCUGCUCAGGUACUCAGCCAUGCUCCUUGUGCCAGCGUUCCGAAUUAGUGUGCGAGUACACAGCUGGUUACACUCGAGGAAAAGUGCCACCGAUACCCAAUGGGAGUGAUUCGAGCCCGGCCAGCCAGCAUGUCGAACAUCCAGCAGGUCAAGCGAUAGACAGCUCAACUCCUCCCGAGCCGCCUAAUGUCCGAAACGAUGCACUCUUGCAAACAGAUAAGCCUGUCAAUCUUCCAUCGUCUGGCAAUUCCCCAGAACCACACCAGACGGAUAUGGAAGGCCACUAUGUUGGCCCAGCGUCUGGCGUCUCUUUCUUGAUACGAGUACAAAAGAGACUUCAUGAGAACAUUUCGUUUCCACGUACCAGCCCGAUUUUCAGUUUCGGUGACGCCCCACUUCCAAAAUACGAUCCAUCCUUCCUGGUAAUCCCUAGUAAAGAUGACGCGAAAGCGCUCCUUGAAAGAUAUUUUGACUUUGCGUUUCCAACGCACCGUUUCCUACACCAACCGCAGGCUGAGGGUUGGCUCGAUGACUUCUAUCGGGAUCCCGGCGAGGCUCAGUCACCCAGGCCUGGCGCGAUGGCAAUACGAGCAUUGCUUCUCAUGAUUUUUGCGCACGCGAAGCAGUGCUUACCAGAGUCAGAGAGCUCUUUAGGCUCUUGCGUAAACAGUGCUGUUUAUUUCGCGGCUUCAGAGCAUCAUCUUGCUGCGGAAACCGGACCUGUCCGCCUCACGAGCGUGCAGGCACGAUUGGCUCAGUGCUUUUACCUAUUGGGACAUUCUCGAAUCAAUCAUUGCUGGAGCUUGUUCGGAACCACAGCACGACUUGCUAUAGCCAUCGGCUUGCAUCGUGGACGGCGGCGCGAGCUUACAGCAGGUGGGGACUUUGUUGAACAGGAGUGUCGCAAACGAGUCUUCUGGUGCAUGUAUAGCUUGGACAAUUAUCUGAGUGCUGCCCUGGGCCGCCCGCGCAUUUUCCACGACGAUGAAAUUGACCAAGAGCUUCCUGCGAUUGCAAACGAUAUUCAGAUCACGCCGAGUGGCAUCGCUCCGGCCAUGUCCAGCGCCCAAAGCAUCAUGUUAGCCCCCGUGUAUCAUGCUAAACUAUCCAGAAUCAUUAGCGGCAUUCUUCGUGACCUGUAUGGCAUACGAAGAGCGACACUUCAAUCGCAUUUGACGGCUGCUGCGAAGCAUGGAGCAGAUAUGGCCAAGUGGCGAAGUGAGCUGUCCGCUUUCGUUGAUAUGCCGAGUGUCGAUAUGUUGAUGCUCACCUACCAACGACAGUACACCGUGUUGAAUCUCGCUUUCUACCAUGCUCAGAUCCUACUUUACCGCCCGUUCAUCCUCAAGGACUCGAAAAACUGGGCGUCCUCCGUCUCCGACGGUAUUAAUCAGCUUCAAGAGUCGGUUAACCAUAACAUCGAGCACUGCCUGAGGGCCGCCAUGAAGAUUACUGGAAUUUUGCGGGACUUGUGCGAGAGCGGUAGGAUGUACAAAACAUUCUGGUUUACACAUUACUAUGCGUUUUCCGCAAUUGUCGUGAUAUAUGUGCACUUUAUCCAAUUCUCUUCACAGGCAUUUAGUGUUGGGGAAAUCUCAGCCCGACUUCAAGCAGGCGAACAAGCUCAACAAUACCUAGCAGCAUGCGGAUCACGAUCAUCUUUCGCUCAGCGUUACGCCAUGGUACUCGAAGAGCUUCGAACGGAGGCACAUAAGUGCAUGCAACAAAAGCUAUCCAAUAGCCACCGAAUAACAAAUAAUGUCAAUAUAGAGACGGGGCCACAAAGUCUCGACGGCCCCAGGGAGCAGACCAGCUACAAUGCAUCGGCCUUUCCUCAGCCUGCAUUUAUUGGCAUUCCAGCUAGCGCAGGUGAUGUGUCUGCAGACCAUACGUCCCUGGGUCUAUCACAGGUGCAAACCGAGCCGCAAGUGUGGAUAGGAGAUUUGAUGCAAGAUAGCAGUCCUACAACCUACAUCCCCAAUCUUACCAGCUGGGGGGACCUCGAUUCAUUGGCCUUGACCGGCCUAGGCGAAUUGGGUUAUCUAUUUUCGUCUGACAACCUCCAGGGCUUUGAGAAUUGAUGCCUCGCACCGACAGGCCUUCCUUUAGUACGGACUCAAUUCCUUAGCCAGGCGUGGCUCUAUUACAACAGUGCACCGUAUAGAUUGCCGAAUGCCCGAGCCCUGGAUGGUUAGCCGCGCUUUAAAAAUCUAUGUUGAUCCACCGUGGGAGAUUACCUUCACCUUGGCGAGUUCUUAGGAGCCAUACCUUCCUUGCCGUUCAGCUGGAGGAGGGGGCACCGUGUUUCCGGAUAAGAUGGCGGGGGACUGAUGACCACGCGCGGUUUUUUGGCCCCGAUCUGAGCAGAUGUAGGAGAAUCCACCGCGCAUACCGAGCUGGCUCAAACCCGCGUCCAGCCGGCUUCCUUCAUGCUCAUUACUAUCCGAAAGAGUGCGGGGAAGCUCUAGUCCUAUGCAAUACUCAAUAAUGACUACUUGGCGAAUGGCGAAAUCUAGGAAAUGGCCGAAUCGGAUAUUGCUGUUCUCUUAUCCGAACCCCGCAAUACUUUUCCGAGCACAGCCCUAACAACGCUCAGGGCAGGCCGUGGGGAAUAAUGCAUGGGCUCCUCAUUUGAAAAGAAAUGUGCUUCCAUCGUGCGCUAGUCAUACUACUAUAUUCUUGUUGGGCCCUUACUCGCAAUCUAGAUGCAGAAAUCUUCCUCGCGGCAAUCACCUCGAUCUUCCACUUGAACAAUGCUUGUAGCAACUCAGCUCGACGAUGACGUCUUGGUUGACGAAAAGGACACAUUAAAGAAUGUUACGACUCUUCCUCCAACACCCCCGGCGGACUCGGAUGCACCCUUGCACACCAUAAACGAUAUUCUGUUGCAUCGCAUCCCAUAUCCGCCUGACGCUCCCUUGGUUGGCUACCCACAAAGCCCCCAUGGAGUACGCGAUUAUGCUUUUUACACGGCAAAGGAUCUGGACAAAUUCUCCAAUGGAGCUGCUAGAGCUCUAAGAGACGCCGGGCUUCCGAAGUUCUCGGAUCCUGUCGAGAACCGAGUAGUGGCAAUAAUUGGCCCCUCUAACCUGGACUACGUUGUUUCUUUAUUUGCGCUCUCCCGCCUGGGAUACGCCAUCUUGCUGCUCUCAACUCGGCUCAGCACCGAGGCGUAUACGAAUCUGCUCGCCAAAACUAGGUGCAGCCAUGUUAUUUAUUCAUCUGCGACGGAAAAAGCAGUGGCGCAAAUUCAAGACGCAGUGCCAGAAAUCAACGUCUUCUCUAUCCCAGAGUUUUCAAUCUACUCAGAGUGCACUGAGUCCUCAGAUCUGCAGCAGACUGCGCGGCCCGAGUUGGGUCGGAAAUGGGCUUUCAUUAUCCACUCCUCUGGCUCUACUGGGCUCCCAAAGCCCAUUUUCCAGACACAUGCGGCUUGUAUUGCCAAUUACAGUACGAGCAACUCGUACCGCGCAUUGUUAACGCUUCCACUUUAUCACAAUCACGGAUUGUGUACGUUCUUCCGGUGUUUGUUCAAAGCGAAGCCGAUUGCUAUCUACAACGCCAACUUGCCCAUCACUGGCAAGAAUAUCCUUGAGGUAAUGGACGUGUUUGAGCCGGAGAGCUUUCAUGGCGUGCCCUAUGUCUUGAAGCUCUUGAGCGAGGUUGACGGCGGAGUGGAAGCACUCGCGAAAUGCCAGCAGGUUCUUUUUGGGGGCAGCAGCUGCCCAGACGAUCUUGGGGAUUAUCUGGUAGAUCACGGAGUCAGACUGAUUAGCCAUUAUGGAGCGUCCGUGUUCCCUGCUUUUCUUACUUUGUAAAAUAGAACUAACAUAUGAGGUAGAACCGAGCUUGGUC